This is a messenger RNA of Penicillium verhagenii, 1269 nucleotides long. Its product is annotated as 3-ketoacyl-coA thiolase peroxisomal A precursor. The record is from RefSeq and is a predicted model, not a curated record. Gene Ontology annotation, biological process: fatty acid beta-oxidation; phenylacetate catabolic process. Lineage: Eukaryota; Fungi; Ascomycota; Eurotiomycetes; Eurotiales; Aspergillaceae. The coding region runs from base 1 to 1269 and encodes 422 amino acids. The transcript has 2 exons. Gene Ontology annotation, cellular component: peroxisome. Gene Ontology annotation, molecular function: acetyl-CoA C-acyltransferase activity.
AUGCAUGCUAACGGAAGCUUCACAGCCCAACAGCGUCUGUCUCAGGUUUCCUCCCACUUCGGUGGCCGCAAGGGAGCCGCUGCUUUGACCGAAAAGCACCCCGAUGAUAUUGUUGUCACAUGUGCCCUCCGCUCCGCCUUGACCAAGGGCGGCAAGGGUGGCUUCAAGGAUACCGCUGCUGCUGAUCUCUUGGCCGGUGUAUUUAAGGCUGUCAUUGCCAAGAGUGGCAUCGACCCUAGUGCCGUGCAGGACAUUGCCGUGGGCUCCGUCCUUCCUCCCGGCGGUGGUGCUACCGAGUUCCGCGCUGCUGCUCUCGUGGCUGGUUUCCCCGAGACCGCUGCCGUCAAGGCCUUGAACCGCCAGUGCUCCAGUGGUCUGCAGGCUGUUAUUGAUAUCGCAAAUGCUUUGCAGUCAGGCAUGAUCGAUGUUGGUAUUGGUGCCGGUGUCGAGAGCAUGUCCUCGCAGUAUGGUCCGGGUGCUGUCACCGAAUUCUCUGAGCUCCUCGAGAGCCACCCCGAGUCCGCCAACUGCAAGGUCCCCAUGGGUGUCCUGUCCGAGGACAUGGCCAAGGACCGCAACAUCAGCCGUGCGUCCCAAGAUGCUUUCGCUGCUUCCUCAUACCAGAAGGCCGAGAAGGCUCAGGCCGCUGGCUUGUUCAAGGAGGAGAUCGCUCCUCUUGAGGUCAAGUGGACUGACCCUAAGACUGGUGAGGAGAAGACCAUCACCGUCAAGGAGGAUGACGGCAUUCGCAAGGGUAUGACCGCCGAGUCAUUGGCCAAGAUCCGCCCUGCCUUCGCCAAGGAUGGCUCCAUCCACGCUGGUAAUGCCUCUCAGAUCUCCGACGGUGCCGCGGCCGUUCUGCUGAUGAAGCGUUCCACCGCUGAGCGCCUCGGCCAGAAGAUCAUUGGCAAGUACGUCUCCGCCAGCAUUGUUGGUGUCAAGCCCCUGCUCAUGGGAAUUGGUCCCUGGAAGGCCAUCCCCGUUGCUCUGGAGAAGGCUGGAAUUACCAAGGAUGAUGUGGAUAUCUUUGAGAUCAAUGAGGCCUUUGCUUCUCAAUGUGUCUGGUGUGCGAACGAGCUCGGUCUGCCCAUGGAGAAGAUCAACCCCAAGGGCGGUGCCAUUGCUUUUGGCCACCCUCUCGGCUGCACCGGUGCUCGUCAAGUGAGCACAUUGCUCACUGAGCUCAAGCGCACAAACAAGAAGGUCGGUGUCACUAGUAUGUGUGUUGGCACUGGUAUGGGAAUGGCGGCUGUCUGGGUUGCCGAAUAA